GUAGGAAGACGUCAGUGGCACUGAGAGGAGGGGACCUUCUGCCAAAGGGGGGACUCUAGGUGGGAUGGGGACUGGCUGUGUGAGAGUCAGUAACACCACUGCAGGCCGAUUAGGUUGGACCCCUGACUGUCUUGUGACAGAUGUGCCCGCGGAUGCUUGCGUUUGGGGGGAAAGGAGUGCACUUGAGACUAGGAAGAGGGCUGGAGAGGCUGUCUAAGGUGUAGGUUAGGCCUUUAGAAAAAUUCCUAGGAAUUUUGGACUCCUGUGUCCCAAGGACUGGGCGUUAAGGAAGCGCUGGGGAGACCUUGUCUUGACCCUCUGACCUCAGGACCACCAGGGCAGCUGCAGCCAGCCGCAGGGAGACCCCUACUGGGGCUGGGCGGGACCAGCGACCACUGCCAGCCUGUAUAUCCCCUUUGGCCCCCCGCCCAAACGGGAGCUGGAGACCAAAGCCCCUCCUCUGGCUCAGACCACCCUGCCUGCCCUUGCGCCCCUCUCUGAAACUCUUUCAGGCCCCGUGACCCCGAAACAAUCGGCCCUGGGCAGCUAGCUUUGGGGACAGAAUUAAGGAAAGGAGACCCCGUAGACUUUGAGGGUUUUAGGGGACUGGGGAACUGGGGUCUUUAUGGUACAGCUCUUCCCAUCCAGCAGAGGGAGAAGGCUGGGAGGCUUCCUGGGGGAGAUGUAAGAGCAGGAAUGAGGGUGGUUUUCCCUAGGGGCGGGGUCGAGACCCCCCCCAUUAUUUCCGCGGCAUCCCCACGCGGCGACUGACCCCGCCCUUGACGUCACUAGGGGGUUCCCGGGGGUCUGGAGGGGUUAACCCUUAGGAAGCCGACUGGGAUGCUCAGGAACCUAAGAUGUCUUUAAGUAUCCACACACACUCCUCUGGGACGCGAUGUUCAACUCCAUGACCCCACCACCUGUCAGUAGCUAUGGUGAACCAUGCUGUCUCCGACCCCUCCCCAGCCAAGGGACCCCCAGCAUGGGGACAGAAGACAUCUCUUUUCUAGGUCUGUCUGGUCUGCCCUUCUGCCACCAAGCCAACCUCAUGUCAGUCCCCCACAGUUAUGGACCAGCCAGAGAAACCAACAGCUGCACUGAGGGGCCACUCUUUCCUCCUCCCCGGAGUGCAGUCAAGCUGUCCAAGAAGCGAGCGCUUUCCAUCUCACCUCUGUCAGAUGCCAGCCUGGACCUGCAGACAGUCAUCCGCACCUCGCCCAGCUCCCUUGUGGCCUUUAUCAACUCACGCUGUGCAUCUCCAGGAGGCUCCUAUGGCCAUCUCUCCAUUGGCACCAUGAGCCCAUCUCUGGGAUUCCCACCCCAGAUGAAUCACCAGAAAGGGGCCUCACCUUCCUUUGGGGUCCAGCCCUGUGGUCCUCAUGACUCUACCCGGAUUGGGGUGAUGCCACAUCCUCAGUCCCGGGGACCCCUCCCAACUUGUCAGAAGCUGAAGUCAGAACUGGACUUGCUGGUUGGCAAGUGCCAGGAGGAACCCUUGGAAGGUGAUAUGUCCAGCCCCAACUCCACAGGCACACAGGAUCCCCUGUUAGGGAUGCUGGAUGGGCGGGAGGACCUGGAGAGAGAGGAGAAGCCUGAGCCUGAGUCUGUGUAUGAGACUGACUGCCGCUGGGAUGGCUGCAGCCAAGAAUUUGACUCCCAAGAGCAGCUGGUGCACCACAUCAACAGCGAGCACAUCCAUGGGGAGCGGAAGGAGUUUGUGUGCCACUGGGGGGGCUGCUCCAGGGAGCUGAGGCCCUUCAAAGCCCAGUACAUGCUGGUGGUGCACAUGCGCAGACACACGGGUGAGAAGCCGCACAAGUGCACGUUUGAAGGGUGUCGGAAGUCAUAUUCACGCCUUGAAAAUCUGAAGACACACCUGCGGUCACACACGGGUGAGAAGCCAUACAUGUGUGAGCACGAGGGCUGCAGUAAAGCCUUCAGCAAUGCCAGUGACCGCGCCAAGCACCAAAAUCGGACGCAUUCCAAUGAGAAGCCAUAUGUGUGUAAGCUCCCUGGCUGCACCAAACGCUACACAGACCCCAGCUCACUCCGAAAACAUGUCAAGACAGUGCAUGGUCCUGACGCCCACGUGACCAAGAGGCAUCGAGGGGAUGGGCCUUUGCCCCGGGCACCAUCCCUUUCUACAGUGGAGCCCAAGAGGGAGCGGGAAGGAGGCCCCAUCAGGGAGGAGAGCAGACUGACUGUGCCAGAGGGUGCCAUGAAGCCACAGCCAAGCCCUGGGGCACAGUCUUCCUGCAGCAGUGACCACUCCCCAGCAGGCAGCGCAGCCAAUACAGACAGCGGCGUGGAAAUGACAGGCAAUGCAGGGGGCAGCACCGAGGACCUGUCCAGCUUAGAUGAAGGCCCUUGCAUUGCUGGCACUGGACUCUCCACUCUUUGCCGCCUUGAGAACCUCAGACUGGACCAGUUGCAUCAACUCCGACCAGUAGGGCCCCGGGGUCUCAAACUGCCCAGCCUAACCCAUACCGGCACCCCUGCAUCCCGCCGUCUAGGUCCCCCAGUCUCUCUUGACCGCCGCAGCAGCAGCUCGAGCAGCAUCAGCUCUGCCUAUACUGUCAGCCGCCGCUCCUCCCUCGCCUCUCCUUUCCCUCCUGGGUCCCCACCAGAGAAUGGGGCCUCUUCCCUGCCUGGCCUCACGCCUGCACAGCACUACUUGCUCCGGGCAAGAUAUGCUUCAGCCAGAGCAGGGGGUACCCCACCCACCACAGCACCCAGCCUGGAUCGGAUGGGGAGUCUUCCUGCCCCUCCUUGGAGAACCCGAGCUGAGUAUCCAGGAUACAACCCUAAUGCAGGGGUCACCCGGAGGGCCAGUGACCCAGCCCGGGCUGCUGACCGCCCUGCUCCUGCCAGAGUCCAGAGGUUCAAGAGUCUGGGCUGUGUCCACACACCCCCUUCUGGGGGUGGACGGAAUUUUGACCCCCAUCUCCCAACCUCUGUCUAUUCACCACAGCCUCCUAGCAUCACUGAGAAUGUCACCAUGGAUACUAGAGGGCUACGUGAGGAGCCAGAGGUUGGGACUUCGGUUAUGGGCAGCUCCCUGAACCCCUAUAUGGACUUCUCAUCUGCUGAUACUCUGGGAUAUGGGGGAACUGAAGGAUCAGCAGCUGAGCCUUAUGGAGCUAGGGGUCCAGGUUCUCUGCCUCUUGGGCCUGGCCCACCCAACAACUAUAGCCCCAGCCCCUGUCCCCAACAGGUCACCUAUACUGGCCCUACCCCAGGAACAUGGGCCGAGUUUCCUUCCCACUCUGGGCUAUACCCAGGCCCCAAGGUCACAGGUGGCACCUAUAGCCAGUGUCCUCGACUUGAACAUUAUGGACAAGUGCAGGUCAAGCCAGAACAAGGGUGCCCAGCGGGGUCUGACUCAACAGGACUGGCACCCUGCCUCAAUGCACACCCUAGUGAGGAACCCCCAUGCCCACAGCCUCAAUUCUCCCACUAUCCCCAGCCUCCUCCCCAUCAAUAUCCCCAGUCAGGUUCCUACCCUCAGCCACCCCCCGAUUAUCUUCCUUCAGAACCCAGGACUGGCCUGGAUUUUGAUUCCCCUGCUCAUUCCACAGGACAGUUCAAGGCCCAGCUAGUGUGUAAUUACGUUCAGUCUCAGCAGGAGCUACUCUGGGAGGGUGUGGGCAGGGGAGAAGCCCCCGUCCAGGAACUUCCCUACCAGAAUCCCAAGUUUCUGGGGAGCUCCCAGGUUAGCCCAAGCCCUGCCAAAGCCCCAGUGCCCUCAUAUGGAACUGGAUUUGCACCCAACUUGCCCAAUAACAAGCCAGGGUCUUACCCUACCCCUUCACCAUGCCAUGAAAAUUUUGCAGUGGGGGCAAACAGGGCUUCCCACAGGGCAGUGGCACCACCCCGGCUUCUGCCUCCAUUGCCUACUUGCUAUGGGCCCCUCAAAGCGGGAGGUGCCAACCCCAGCUGUGGCCAUCCCGAGGUGGGCAGGCUGGGUGGGGGUCCCGCCUUGUACCCUCCUCCAGAAGGGCAGGUAUGUAACCCUCUGGACUCUCUUGAUCUUGACAACACUCAGCUGGACUUUGUGGCAAUUCUGGAUGAGGCCCAGGGGAUCAGUCCUCCCCCCUCCCAUGAUCAGAGGGAUACCUCUGAGCAUACCCCAUCUCCCUCUGGGCCCCCCAACAUGGCUGUGGGUAACAUGAGUGUCUUACUGGGAUCCCUACCUGGGGAGACACAAUUCCUCAACUCUAGUGCCUGAAGGGUAGAGAAUCUUGUCCAUCAGAUCUGCAUUUCCUAAAGGGUUUCCAUCCCUCCAGAGGAGUUGGGGAGAGGAGCCAUAGCUCUCUGCAUAAGAUGCUCCAGGGAUGAGAAAUAAGGGCUGGGGCAAUAUUUAGUCUGUAUAUGUUUUGGGGAGGAACUUGAUAAUGACACUGUUUCCUGAUAAUAAAGGAAGUGCAUCAGAAAGAACUGCUUCAUGUGUUAUCUCAGGAAAGGAAUAAGAAAAGAAGGGGGUUCAACCUCCCAUUUUCCUCUCCAGAGAGUUCCCCCUACCAGAUCAUAACCCCACACAUCAGACCCAGGGAGAUGGAGAUUGUAAU
Molecule: messenger RNA, 4568 nt
Organism: Fukomys damarensis (Damara mole-rat)
Lineage: Eukaryota; Metazoa; Chordata; Mammalia; Rodentia; Bathyergidae
Gene: Gli1
Product: GLI family zinc finger 1
Exons: 12
Coding region: 896-4228 (1110 amino acids)
Biological process (GO): smoothened signaling pathway; regulation of transcription by RNA polymerase II
Cellular component (GO): nucleus
Molecular function (GO): RNA polymerase II cis-regulatory region sequence-specific DNA binding; DNA-binding transcription factor activity, RNA polymerase II-specific
Source: RefSeq, a predicted model, not a curated record